Molecule: messenger RNA, 264 nt
Organism: Dracunculus medinensis (Guinea worm)
Lineage: Eukaryota; Metazoa; Nematoda; Chromadorea; Rhabditida; Dracunculidae
Source: the annotation of a GenBank genome assembly
AUGCAUGAUGUGGCCGCUAUUGAACUCAGAAAGCUUAGUAAAGCUGAACGACGUAAAAGGCGACGAGCGACUCCCAAAUAUCGCAAUCUACAUGCCAGUCGAGAGCGUCGUUACAGUAUUCGAGUGGAAUCGUUCAAUCACGCGUUUGCAAAACUGCGUGCAUUAUUACCGACACUACCGCUGAAUAAAAAAUUAUCAAAAAUCGAAAUACUUCGGCUAUCAAUAUUAUAUAUCUCUUACUUGGAUAAUCUCUUGACCUUCUGA